Molecule: messenger RNA, 816 nt
Organism: Gadus morhua (Atlantic cod)
Lineage: Eukaryota; Metazoa; Chordata; Actinopteri; Gadiformes; Gadidae
Gene: mrpl49
Product: mitochondrial ribosomal protein L49
Biological process (GO): translation
Cellular component (GO): ribosome; mitochondrial large ribosomal subunit
Molecular function (GO): structural constituent of ribosome
Source: RefSeq, a predicted model, not a curated record
GAAAAGAACACUUCCGGCUCCGCUGUCAAUGGAGGUGUAACAUGUCUGCCUGCUUCACCUUGCGUUUCAAAAUGAUACACAGGGUCCUUAGGUGUGCCUUCCAGCUGCCCGGUCCGUCCGUUAUUCGGCUGCAGCCGAUGUGCGUCGCUGUCGGGGAACAGAAUCCACCAUGCGGGACACUGGAAACGACCAAGGAGUACAUGUUUGUUGAGCGGCUGAUCCCCCCGACCCGGGUCCCCGUCCCGCCCCGACACGACGGACCUGCUCCGUCCGGCUGGGCUCCUCCGUCUGACGUGCCUCCGUCUUUGCCUUACAUGGUCCGUCGGUCACGAAUGCACAACAUUCCCGUCUAUACGGACAUCUCCCAUGGCACGAAGACCACCGUGUUGCGCCGAGUGGAGGGGGACAUCUGGGCGCUGGACGGGGCCGUGAAGGAGCUCUUGAAGCGGCUCACAGGGACCGACCGCACAACGCAGGUCAACGAGGUGACCAUGAGCAUCCGGAUCAAAGGACACUACGACAAGGAGAUCAAGGAAUGGCUGAUGCAGAAGGGGUUCUAGGAUUGACUCAUUAAAAUAGUUAUCUUCAAGGUCAGGCUGAAGAUGAACAGUUCCAGGGGUCAACCUGGCCUUCUCCAGGGGUCCACCUGGCCGACCCGAGCCGCCAGACCAUGGGGGCUUAAAGGGGCCCGAGUGCUGGACUAUGCCUACGUUUAGAUUGAUGUUGACUACUGCUAAUUUGUUUAUAUGAUAUAGUUUGCAUUGUUGUUCACAUCAAAUAAGCUUGCUUUCAUAACAUUAAAUUUAUAAGCAGUCA